Molecule: messenger RNA, 1949 nt
Organism: Aquila chrysaetos chrysaetos
Lineage: Eukaryota; Metazoa; Chordata; Aves; Accipitriformes; Accipitridae
Gene: VPS37A
Product: VPS37A subunit of ESCRT-I
Exons: 12
Coding region: 119-1306 (395 amino acids)
Biological process (GO): ubiquitin-dependent protein catabolic process via the multivesicular body sorting pathway; protein targeting to membrane; protein targeting to vacuole
Cellular component (GO): ESCRT I complex
Source: RefSeq, a predicted model, not a curated record
CCGGUGGGCUCCGGGGCGGCGGUGCCGCCGCCGCCGCCGCGCGCAUGCGCGAGGCAGGGAGGCCGGGCUGCCGUGCCGCCGGUGCCCCCGCGCCCGCCCGGGGGUUGCCGCGGGGAGGAUGAACUGGCUGUUCCCCCUCGCCAAGGGCGGCGGGUCCUCCUCGCCCGCCGCGCCGCUGCCCGCCCUCACCAGCCUCCAGCAGCAGAAGCAGCGGCAGAUCGAGUCCCUGCGCGGCGCCCACGCCUCCAUUGCAGAAAUUCAGAAAGAUGUGGAAUAUCGGCUGCCAUUCACUGUAAACAACUUGACAAUUAAUAUUAACAUCUUGCUUCCACCUCAGUUUCCUCAGGAAAAACCAGUCAUCAGUGUUUUCCCACCUGUGAGACAUCAUUUAAUGGACAAGCAGGGAGUAUAUGUGACCGGCCCAUUAAUAAGUAAUUUUACAAUGCACUCGGAUCUUGGAAAAAUUAUUCAAAGUUUACUGGACGAGUUUUGGAAGAAUCCUCCAGUUCUGGCUUCUAGCUCAACAUCAUUUCCAUACCUUUUCAACAAACCAGCUGGAAUGCCUCCUUAUGCUCCUCAGGGGUUUCCAUUUCUUCCGCCAUACCCACCUCAAGAAACAAAUAGAACAAUGGCAGCUGUGCCUGUUGCUGAAUCAGUUUCUUCAAGCUACACUACAGACAAGCCUGCUGCUCCCUCUUACGGCUUUAUUGCUGAUCUGCCACUACCUGUUCCGACAGCAGAAGCAGUGCUUCAGGUUGGCCAGAAUGGAUUUACUUACAAGAUGCCUGAUGUUCCUGAUACUUUUCCAGAACUCUCAGAACUCAGUAUAUCGCAGCUGACCAGUAUGAACGAGCAAGAGGAAGUGUUACUGGAACAGUUUGUGACUCUGCCACAGCUGAAGCAAGUCCUUACUGAUAGAGAUGAAUUAGUGAAAAGCAUUGAAGAGCUGGCAAAAAAAAACUUGUUGCUGGAGCCUAGUCUCGAGGCAAAAAGACAGAUGGUAUUGGAUAAAUAUGAGCAGCUCACACAGAUGAAAGCAGCCUUUGAAAAAAAGAUGCAAAGACAGCAUGAACUUAGUGAGAGUUGCAGUCCAAGUGCUCUGCAAGCCAGACUUAAAGUAGCUGCGCAUGAAGCUGAAGAGGAAUCUGACACUAUUGCAGAAGACUUCUUGGAAGGCAAAACAGAAAUAGAUGACUUUCUUAGUAGUUUCAUGGAAAAGAGAACGCUCUGCCACUGUAGACGAGCCAAAGAGGAAAAACUUCAACAGGCAAUAGCAAUGCACAGCCAAUUUCAUAUUCCGCUAUAGACUUCCUGCAAACUACACCUGCCAAGAGAAAGAGUGAAAAACCCAAUAAAGCACACUUUUUAAUAACUAUUAUUUGCAAAUAAGCAUUUCAUCUUAUAUGGUUGUAUUUAUAGAAGAGAUUGUAUACAGAGUUGGGAUGGUUUUUGUACAAAUUAGAAUGUCUCUUUAUAUUCUCACUGUAGUCAAGAAUCCUUCUAUUGCAAUCUUUGCACUAAUUUCUUGUAUUUAUUGUUGAUAGUUCUUAUGAUAUUUGAGUUCCUGCUGCUAUACUCCAUUCUUCAGAGAUUAAAUACCUAAACAUGUAAUUUUGACUAGCUUUUUACAUUUUUAUAAAAAACAUAAUUCAUAUAUUUUGUAUUUUGAACUUUAAACAUAGAUUUGGCUUGAUCUGUGGAAGAGUUUGAGAUAAGUGGUGAUAGGACUUUGGAAACUGAAGAAGUUCAUAAUUUGAGAUUGUCAGUGGAUUCACAAGCUGUCCUUUCUUGAAGCCAAAAUGUUUAAGAAAAAGUUUUUUACUUUUAAGUAAUAAUACAAAACUAAGUAUAGCCUGUAUUGUGUUCUGGGUAAGUAUAUUUGGAUUAAGCAAAGGAUGUGUUGGAACAAAUUAUAAUGGAAUCAAAAUAGAAUAAAUGGUCUCUGUGUA